CAGUUUCUCUCAGGACUUGUCCCCCAUCUGAGACGCUUGAACGGAUCCCUCCUCAUCUGACAGACCCGUUUCCACGGCGAUCACCAGCGAUGCCACAGAGACGCUGCUCACCAACGGCUGGAGCUCACCUGCAGGGGGGAACGCGGACACUCGAAGUGUGCUUGCGUGACCAGAAGAAGCAAGGCCGAUGGAAAAAAGCGGACGACACAGCAGGCGCGGCGCUGCUUUCUCAAGAGAUGCUGCCAGUCUGAAGGGAACACCUGAGGAAAACCGUCCAACAGCUCUGCCAGUGCGCCUGGAUGUGGUCGCGGGUCCCGAGCGUCUUCCUGCACGCGAAGAGUCGCAGGAAAUGCUGCGAGGGAAACUGCGCAUUCAGCAGGCCGACAGCACUGAGCUCAGCGCUCUCUUUAGGGAGUUGUCUGCUGACCUGGUCGCCAUUGACAGUGAAGACCAAGUGAUUUUUGUCUCGUUCAAAGCAUUCGAGGAAGUAUGGAAGUUCACAACAUAUUACACACACGGUCUGCUGGGUCAUUUCAUGGAGCAUCUGUUGUUUGACCAAAAGUUGUGGCUCCUUUCCUUGGACGAACAUCUUGAGAUCGAGGUCUCCACUCCGGAGGACACGCUUCAUGUUCUCUACACGUGUGCUCUCAUGCAAGAAGGGUCGCUGUUCGCUCGCUGCGCCGCCAGCCAGAUGUUUGACAGUUGCACCUCCGGAGGUGACCUGUACCUGGAACAGGGAGACAUUGCACUCUUUGAGCCGCCCUUCCUGGACUCGGGCUGGACUAUCCUUUGCCUGGCAGACGGGGCCAGAGGCACCGCGCCCAAACCGGCACUGGAGCCUGUGAUAUCUUUUCAUCAGUGGUUUCUCAAGUCUUGUGCAGAGAACAUUUUAUUGGGUGAUGGGAAACCUGCCAGUAACUUCCCUCUGCACUUUGCCACAGGCACGUGUGUGGCCACCGUGCAAUAUGACUCAGAAGGUCCGGACGAGCUGAGCGUGUCACCGGGUGACCGCAUCAUCAUCGUGGGACGACUGGUGUCCUGUCACGGCUGGUUCUUGGGCAUGAAGGAGGAAACGGGGGAAGCGGGUCUCGUGGCGACGAGCCAGGUGAAAUGCUCGGGUGACACUUACGACUCGGUAAACGCUCUUUUAGACGGAGAAGAAGUGAACUUCUUCAACCUGCACGAGGACGACGUCAUUGAGCAAACGACUGCCUUGCUCAAGAGAACAUCUCAAAGUGAUAUCGGUCAUACGUACAAACUAGAUGUGUUCAGUUCCCAAGACUCCGAGAAGAAUCGGUCAAAAGCUCCCUCAGCCCCAGUUGAGACUGACUUCAAAGAAAAUAUGGAGCGGCUUCUCGACCCGGAAAAGCAUUUAACCCCAGAGUGUGUUUGUCCGAGGAUCCAAGACGAUGCGAUUGAUCCUGUUGAAGGCCGACAUGUGAAAACUCCUCGUUUCACUGUUCAGCCAGCUGAAGAAAGACAACACACUGAGAACAUCACUUUGCUCCUGUCUUUUUUGGAAGGACGUGAUUCCAAAGAUGAGUUCAGAGUGUUUUACAUACAAAGUCCUGAACUUCUGUCCUCCUCCAUCUUCUGCGGCCACUCGCACGAGGACGAGUUGAUUUCCUUUCUGUCCGUCGCCAGGGAAACUGCCAGGAAGAAGCGGCUAUUGUGGUCCCAGACUCGUCUAUGCUUCUUGUUGGGCAAGUUCUCCGCUGCCAAGUCCAAAUUCAGCCAGGCCCGGGUUUAUUUUGAGGAGGCUCUCGGCGUGCCUCGUGAAACCUUCACAGACGUUAGUCUGCUGGCGAGCAUUUACUCCAACCUGGCCGCCAUUUAUCUUUUACAGAAGAACACGGAGAGCUUCUUUGGCGUGUCCGAGCGACUCGUGGCCUUGUUAAUGGGAACGUCGUACUGCCUGGAAUGUGUGAAGGAAAGCUCGGUUCUAGAAUACGCCCUCAAGAAAGCGGUUCUUUCUCAAAACGCAAUGGCUGAAGCUCGAGCUUGUUAUCUUCUGGCGAUGCACCAUUGGGCUCAUAAAGAGGGCCCAAAGGUUGUCCCCUACCUAGAGAGACUCCUUGUUCUUUGCGCCGGAGCUCAGGGAAGGUCGAGCGUCUCGCCCAGUGGAGGACAUCUAACCCUGGGGAGGCUAUACAGGGAAAUGGGCCUCUACCAGCUCAGUAUUUGCUCUGCUGCAAGAGCAUCGCGGGAUACUUCUACGACACUGACUGACGGCCUCAGCGGCCUGCUCCUCGUCACGGGCAACACCACGGACGUGGACUCCUUCCCAGCUCACAUGGCUCCAUAUUUACACCGCUGUCUUUCUUUGACCGAUAGCCAAAGAGCGCCAGCACACAGACAACAUUCAGUGUUGAAGCACCAACUCGUCGUUUGUCUCUCGCAGCUCUUUUACCAGCAGGGGAUGCUUGACAAGGCCAUCCGACUCAUGCGCGUUCUUAUCGGCGGCACUGCUCCCUCCCCCGACUCGGCAGAACAGAAGAACGCCCUCAUCUGGCUGGCAUGGCUCCACAUCCACGACCGUCAGCCGAGCGUGGGACUGCGCGUCUUGGACUCGGUCUUGGCCGCCCUGCCUGAGCACUGCACCGUGGCGCUGGAAGGGCUGGUGCUUAACAUGCGUGGGGUGGCUCUCCGGUGCAUGGGUGACCUUCGCAGGGCGGCAGAGAGCUAUCACGCUGCUGUGGACAUCUGCCAGGAGUACAAAGACUUGCCAAACUGGGCGGUAGCUCAUGCUAACCUUGGGUUGAUGUGCCUCAAGGCUGGAGCAAAAGCACUGGCACAGAAGCACCUGAUGGAGUCUGUGCAGCUCUUCUCUGCGCUGGACGGAGGGCACGAGACAACUUUCAUCGCCGUGCUGCUGGAACUGGGACAACACUGCGUGAAGGAGCGCCGGAUGCAUUAUGGGAAAGGAUGCUACGAGUGGGCUUUGCUGCUGGCAAUCAACGCCAACCUCUCAGAGUGCCAGCUGAGCGCGGUAAGACGCCUGUGCCACCUGUACGAAUGUGAGAGUCCAGACCAGGCCCGGCGUAUCAUCUAUAGCCAGCACCAGGUCCGACUGCUUCGCGGAACACGAGACCGAGAACGUGAGGGCGACGCGCAGGAAGCCAUCAGCCAGCUCUUCCUCUCGCUGGCCACAGACAGGGCCUAUCGCGCAGCUCUCGACCACACCAAGAGCAGUCUGGGUAUUUUCAUCGACCUGGGCUGCAGGGAGAAGGAGGCGUACGGAUGGCUGCAAGCCGGGAAGAUCUACCACCUCCUUGGCCAGUUGGAACUGGUGGAACUUUACGUGCAGGUAGCACAGGAUGUCGCUCUGAGCACAGGAGACUCCAAGUUCAUCUUAAACCUGCUGGAAGCUGCUGGAGAUAUCUUCUUCAACAGCAGCCAGGACCGAGACAAGGCCAUCAUCUACUACAGGGAUCGCGCUCUUCCCAUCGCAGCCAGGAGCGACGCGGUGUCAAGCAAGCUGAGAUUGUGCAACAAGUUGACAGAAGUCAUGCUCAGUCUCCAACUGUACGGAGACGCCAUGGAGUUUGCUCACACCGCGCUGGACAUCAGCAUCACACUUGGGGAGCACCUGAACGAGCGGGUGGCCUACUAUCGUCUGGCCUUUCUGCACCACCGUUUAGGUCAGUGUGAGCUCGCGGAACACUACUACCUGAAGACCCUGAGCCUCUGCCCGGCCCCUCUGCAGUUCGACGAGGAAGCGCUCUACUACGUCAGGGUCUACCGGACCUUGGGGGACAUCCUUUUCUACAAUCUCAAGGAACCGUUUGAUGCGGCAGGCUACUACCACUUAGCGCUGGCCGCCGCCAUGGACGUGGGCGACAAGAAGUCGCAGCUGGUGCUGUGCACCCGCCUGGCCACCCUCUACCACAACUUCCUCAUGGACCGCCAGCUCUCGCUCUUUUUUUACAAGAAAUCCAGAGGCCUCGCCGCAGAGCUCAACGCGAGGAGGAUGAACACGGCAGCGGAUCGCGCCGGUGUCGUAGUUUACUAGGCAGCGCCCAGGGUCAGGAAGAAACGUCUCCCCUGCUGUAUGACAUUUCUGCGCGUGCACUAGCAGAACUACAUGCACCCUGUUGGAUGUCAUACAGCAGUUGAAGGCAGUUGUGGAAACAAAGUUACUAGUAAGACAUCGUCAUUCUAGUAGUGCACUGAAUUGUCUUACUAGUGAGAACAAAUAGCCUACCAUUACAUAGACAAUCCAGUGCAUUAGUAGGAUAUGUAAUAAAUGCUCAAUGGGCUUGCCAUAUACUUUAAUAGUUCGGCAAUUGUGUACAGUCAUGUAGGUUUUGCGCCACUGAGGGUCAGUGUAAUCCUGUUUCUAGGCUGCGCUCCGGAGAUAAUAGUCCAAAGCCGAAAUGUUCAUCACGCAAAGCCUGAAAUGAGCUAAAAAUUACUUUGUGAGGUGAAUAAAGUCAUAUCUGGAACGAAACAAACAACAACAACAAAAAAAGCAAUGUAAAAAAAAAAAAAAAAAAAAAAAAAAAUGCUCAUUGUGAACAUUAGCUGCAGGCUGCCCAGGACAAUAAAGAUGUUCUAAAACACUUCUGAGCAUGAAGAAAGGAGGGGGGGAACAGUGCAAUUGGUUUGAAUAGGCUCUAAAAAUAUCAGCCAGGCUGACCAAUGGGAUGUUGAGGCUGACAUAUUUAGAGCAUAUGCUUAUUUUAAUAGUGCACCAUAGUAUAUUUAGCUGCCACGUGCUGAGUGUGUCCUUAUGAGAGUUUAUGGAGGGACACCAUUCUUUCCCAUACGUUGGCCUUGGUCGAGUCUUUGAAAUGUCUCCUUUACGUAACCAACUGAUUCAAUGCCCACCGACGGGUCGCAGAGAGAUGCAUCCCUUCCGUCGGUUCGUCCAAACAUUGGACUAAUCCAACUAUAUCCUCCCAAAAAUAUGAGCAAAGGACAAACGUUGUGUGUCAGCAAGCACGGCAAGAUGCGGGCGACAGUGAGGCGGUGGCGGUAGAAUGGCAGGGGGAGAUUGAUGUCUUCUGCCCAGUCAGUGUUGCUGCAGUAGCAAUUAGAUAAUAGAUCCGGAUCAGCAAUCCACGCGGGCCUCGCAGUCAGCGCAAUGCUAUGAGAGAUUGCACGUGCGAACAUGGCCGCUAUCGCGUCUUGAGUGCGCAAUUGCUACGAGAAGUUCAACAAAGGGAGGGGAAAAAAAAAAAAAAAAAAGCUGUCGUAAACCGCGACUAUAUAUUUUCACUCGCAUCACAUUUGUUCGAUCACAUUCUGUUGUAUAGUUAGCUCGAAGGUUAGCUUCAUAAUAACGUAACUGACGCAGGGGUCAGCAAUCUUUGACCCCUUGGCUAAAUGGUCAUUACAGUGAAGAAGUGAAAAAUGUUUUGGGAUUACUGGAUAAUGAAUGCAAUAAAACAAAAUUGGCACUGCAUCAGAUUCCCACUUCAGUUGCCUGAGUUUGUGUGCGCGUGUGUGUGUGUGUGUGUGUGUGUGUGGGCGCGUGUGGGCGCAUGUGUUUUAACGUACCCGAGAGAGAGACGGGACAGGUCGGCUUCACGGCACUUAAGUUGAUUAAAAUCUGUGCACUGCAGUGCCUCCGCCACUCUCCUGUGCCUCCGUCUUUUCUCAGCAU
Molecule: messenger RNA, 5608 nt
Organism: Phycodurus eques (leafy seadragon)
Lineage: Eukaryota; Metazoa; Chordata; Actinopteri; Syngnathiformes; Syngnathidae
Product: SH3 domain and tetratricopeptide repeat-containing protein 1
Molecular function (GO): protein binding
Source: RefSeq, a predicted model, not a curated record